Molecule: messenger RNA, 669 nt
Organism: Vigna angularis (adzuki bean)
Lineage: Eukaryota; Viridiplantae; Streptophyta; Magnoliopsida; Fabales; Fabaceae
Exons: 4
Coding region: 23-520 (165 amino acids)
Source: RefSeq, a predicted model, not a curated record
AUCAAACCUCAACCUGUUGAAGAUGCUUCUGGAUAUUGAUUUGAAUGCUCCCUAUGAAAAUUCUCAUUCUCUUCAAACUGUAACACCUGUCAUCAACGGUAACAAACCACUUCCUAACCAUGAAACACAACAUGGUUCAAACAAUCAAGUGCAUGCAAAAUUUCCAACCUUUCCUUUGGAUAUUGAUCUCAACAUCCCUUACAAUGAAGCAUCCAUGGUGGAUUCCAAGGAAGAUGCAACCCAACAUGAUUCAAACCAUGGAGGAAAUAAAGAAGAAUUAUUGACAAAAGUAACAGAUUUUGAUCUCAACAUUCCAUACAUUGAUUCCACUGUGAAUGACAACGAAGCAUCCAACAAAGGACUGAUCAAUGGUGGAACCCAACAUGUCUCAAACAAUGGAGCCAAUGAAGAAGAUAGAGACAAAUUCAUUCAAGGACGUGCAAACCUGUCAUUCAUGCCUAUAGACAUUGAUCUGAACACCUCAUAUGUUGAUAAUGAAGCCUCAGUGAUGGACGAGUGAGUGAUGUGUUACUCAUGAACAUGAAUGUGUAUGAAGAUGUCUCUAGAAUUCAGUUUGAAGAUUUUGUUUUGUUUUUUUUUUUACAAUAAGAUGAGACAACAACAUGCAUGUCUAGAUGAAGUUGACACCUUGAUUAAUUUAUGUGUGAA